GAGCAAAACUCGACAACCACCAAAGCACAGGAAACGAAAUGUCUAGAGGUGACAAAUGACUGCUUAUUAUCAUUUCUAAACCGUUCGAUCAAGGAGUCGACGCGUAGCUCAAACUAUGGAACUCCUUCGGAUUGCUUGACCAAACUGCGCAAAGCGCUUGAUAAAAACGAUAAAAAGGAAAUCAAGAAAAUUAUCCGCAUGCCAGCGAGCUUUGCCAGGAAAGUGGUUCCAAGUUUGAGUAAAGGUCAUGUAACGCAGUUUAUUGAUGUCCUUGAUGAAAUUGUGGUGGAAAACCCUCGUAAGGGAAUUGAAGGAGCGAAUUGGAUUCACUCACUACUUUAUGUUCACGGGAACUAUUUAGAUUCGCUUCCAGAUUUGAAGGUGAAGUUGAUGAAUUUGCAGCGACUUGUCUCUACACAUUCCGUCAUUUAUAUGCAAUUACAAAAGAUUGCAGGUCGUGUGGAGUUGCUCACCCGACUUUCUAAUACAGAUUAUCAUGAUGAAUCAAACGUGGAUGUUACAGGAAUGGGUGAAUCGGAUGAAGUUGUGGAGUCGGCGGUUCUGUCAGAAGAUGAAUAGGAUUUUUUAGAGUAAUCAGUUCUUUU
Blastocystis hominis is the source of this 605-nucleotide messenger RNA. RefSeq lists its product as hypothetical. The transcript has 4 exons. Lineage: Eukaryota; Bigyra; Opalinata; Blastocystidae. The record is from RefSeq and is a predicted model, not a curated record. The coding region runs from base 199 to 579 and encodes 126 amino acids.